AUGACAGGAGGACAGAAGCCGUCCUUUUAUUCACCAUGCCGUAAGUGUGGUAAGCGUCAUCCUGGAGAAUGUCAUAGGGGAUAUGGAGUCUGUUACCGAUGCGGGAAACCAGGACAUAUGAUUAGAGAUUGUCCCAACGCCAUGCAAGGUAGUGGAGCUGGUGAUCACAAGCCAAGGCCCCACAUCCCGGCACGCGUGUAUGUAGUAACACCAGGUGAUUUUGAUGUUAACGCACCUGAAAUUGACGAAGCUGGCAUCAUGACUGUAUUAAUUCCCGACGGGAAUACAGUAUCUUGUACCCAUUUAGUUAAGGAUUGUCUGUUAGAGUUAGAAGGAAGGACACUGAAGGCUAACUUGUUAGUAUUCGGUCAGAUGGAAUUCAACCUAAUUUUGGGGAUGGACUGGCUUUUCAAGCACUACGUUAAAAUAGACUGUCAGAAACAAGAGGUUGUGUUUGAACCCCCAACUGAAGACAGUAUGAGUUACGCGGGAACAUCAGUUAAGGCCACCCCACCUUUGAUCUCGACGUUGCAAGCUAGGAAGUGUAUCGAUGAAGGAGUCUCAGCGUUUCUAUUGAUAAUUGUAGAGGAGACAGCCGAAACUAUAGAAAUCCAAGGGAUACCUAUGGUUGAAGACUUUCUUGAAGUUUUCGUUGAUGAGUUACUUGAUUUACCACCGGAUAGAGAAGCAGAAUUCCAAAUAGAGUUGGAGCCGGCAACAAUUCUGGCUCACAAAGCGCCGUAUCAUAUGGCUCCUACCGAAUUGAAUGAGUUUAAGCUACAAUUGGAGGAACUUUUGGAGAAGGGUUUUAUCCGCCCCAGUUCUUCACCGUGGGGAGCACCUGUGUUAUUCGUGAAGAAAAAAGAUGAGUUUAUGAGGAUGUGCAUAGACUAUAGAGAGUUGAAUAAGUUAAAAGUCAAGGAUCAGGAUGUGCUGAAAACUGCCUUUAGGACAAGAUUAGUAAAAGCAGAGCACCAAAAGUCAGCCGGUAAAUUGCAGCCAUUGCCAAUCCCUGAAUGGAAAUGGGAGGAUAUUUCAAUGGAUUUUAUAGUGGGAUUUCCAAGGACCUCAGCCUGA
Carya illinoinensis is the source of this 1077-nucleotide messenger RNA. RefSeq lists its product as uncharacterized. Lineage: Eukaryota; Viridiplantae; Streptophyta; Magnoliopsida; Fagales; Juglandaceae. The record is from RefSeq and is a predicted model, not a curated record. The coding region runs from base 1 to 1077 and encodes 358 amino acids. The transcript has 4 exons. Gene Ontology annotation, molecular function: nucleic acid binding; zinc ion binding.